UCGCACAGAAAAUUCAUUCCCCAAUCUAUAAUGGACUUGGAAGCCGGAGAUAGAGCACCGCCAGCAGAGGCGGCGUCGGCGCCGGCGCCGGGAACAGAAAAUUCUCCGGUGAAGCGGCUGAACGCGUUCGUCGCGAAAAGCAGAGUCGGCAAGCGGUUCAAGCUGAACGAGCGGAACUCCACCUUCACGACGGAGCUCCGCGCCGGCACCGCCACGUUUCUUACCAUGGCCUACAUCCUCGCCGUGAACGCCUCCAUAUUGUCCGAUUCCGGCGGCACGUGCUCAGUCUCCGAUUGCGUUCCUCUCUGUUCCGAUCCAACAAUUUCUCCCUCCAACUGCACCGGAAGCCCUAAUUUCCGCCUAGUCCCGCCCGACGAGUCGUGCAAGUUCAACCCGGUAAAUCCGGGCUACGCCGCGUGCCUGGAAAAGACGCGGAAAGAUCUGAUCGUCGCCACCGCCGCCUCGUCGCUGAUAGGGUGCUUGAUCAUGGGCGUUUUCGCGAAUUUGCCCCUCGCAUUAGCGCCCGGAAUGGGGACCAACGCCUACUUCGCCUACACCGUCGUCGGAUUCCAUGGCUCCGGCAACGUCUCGUAUCAAAGCGCGUUGGCCGCCGUUUUCAUCGAAGGUCUCAUAUUCCUUGCUAUCUCCGCCGUCGGUUUGCGCGCCAAGCUUGCCAAACUCGUCCCUAAACCCGUCCGAAUCGCUUCCUCCGCCGGUAUUGGACUUUUCUUGGCCUUCAUCGGCUUGCAGAACAACCAGGGAAUCGGCUUAGUAGGUUUUAGCUCUUCUACACUGGUGACGCUCGGAGCUUGUCCGCGCUCAGCACGUGCGGCUCUGGCGCAGGUGGUGACGUCAGCGAACGGUACUGUUUCUCUUCUUCCCGGCGGGACUGUCUCCGGCGACAUACUCUGUUUGCAUGGCCGCAUGGAGAGCCCGACGUUCUGGCUGGCGAUAGUUGGAUUCGUGAUUAUAGCUUAUUGUUUGGCUAAGAACAUAAAGGGGGCCAUGAUUUACGGCAUCAUUUUCGUGACGGCGGUUUCCUGGUUCAGAAACACCAGAGUUACCGCUUUUCCGGACACUCCGGCCGGGGACUCUGCGUUUAAGUAUUUUAAGAAAGUUGUUGAUGUUCAUAAAAUCGAGAGCACGGCGGGGGCUCUGAGCUUCAAGGACAUCGGAAAAGGGCAUUUCUGGGAAGCGUUAGUGACGUUUCUCUACGUGGACAUAUUGGACACGACCGGGACUUUAUAUUCCAUGGCGCGUUUCGCCGGAUUCACCGACGGGAACGGUAACUUCGAGGGGCAAUACUUUGCGUUCAUGUCCGACGCGUCGGCGAUAGUGGUGGGAUCGUUACUGGGGACGUCGCCGGUGACAGCGUUUAUCGAGUCGUCGACUGGGAUACGGGAAGGGGGGCGGACGGGGCUGACGGCGUUAACGGCGGGGUGUUAUUUCUUCCUAGCGUUCUUCUUCACGCCGUUAUUAGCGUCGAUUCCGGCGUGGGCGGUGGGGCCGCCGUUGAUUCUGGUGGGCGUGUUGAUGAUGAAGGCGGUGGUGGAGGUUGAUUGGGAUGAUAUGCGGCAGGCGAUACCGGCGUUUGUAACGUUGAUUUUAAUGCCGUUGACUUAUUCUAUAGCGUAUGGAUUGAUAGGCGGCAUUGGGACUUACAUUGUGUUGCACUUGUGGGAUUGGAGUGUGGGGUUGUUGAGGAAUUUUGGGAUAGUUCAGGGGGCUAAUAGCAAACAAACAAAUUCUUCUUGAGUUGGUUAUAUAGGUUUUUCUUUAUUCCAUUAGAAUAGUUUUUGCUUUAUGCAUUUUGUCAUUGGCAGUCCAAAUAGUAAUCUUGUGUUAUAACACACCUAUAAACCUUUGACAUUGACAAUUGAUAUAUAUAUUCAUUAUUGCCUAUAA
Ipomoea triloba (trilobed morning glory) is the source of this 1905-nucleotide messenger RNA. RefSeq names its product adenine/guanine permease AZG1-like. Gene Ontology annotation, cellular component: plasma membrane. Lineage: Eukaryota; Viridiplantae; Streptophyta; Magnoliopsida; Solanales; Convolvulaceae. Gene Ontology annotation, biological process: transmembrane transport. Gene Ontology annotation, molecular function: purine nucleobase transmembrane transporter activity. The record is from RefSeq and is a predicted model, not a curated record. The transcript has 2 exons. Bases 31 to 1755 code for a protein of 574 amino acids.